AACUGCUGACGGUCUACCUUCAAAACAACCUUGUUGACCCCAUCAAGAAUCCAUUAUGAGAGCGAUGAAAAUAGUGGCAAGUAGUACCAAGUUGGGAGCAACCGCAAGAGGAGCAGCUUACGCUUUGUCGCCGUCUUUUAUUUGCUCCAACUUCGCUAAUAGUUCCAGGAAGAGAGUUCAAGUGGUUAAAUUCCAUGGAAGGCUGUUGAGUAAGCCACCGGGAAUUCAAGCAAUGUUGAACACUAGUGCCUUGCAGCCCAGCAAAUACAGCAGCAACUUUAAAUUUAAACUGGCUGGUGUUGGAGGGCCUCUUCAUGGGUUUGCUGCUUUUACCACAUCUCAUGCCACUAAUGAUAAGAAGAAGAGGAAGGAGAGGAGUAAGGAAAUGGCAAACGGAACAAUUGGAUCAAGUGCAAAGGUGGGGCUGGUGAAGGAAAAGAGGAGAACUCGAUCUAAUAAGGAGUAUGAGUAUGAUUCGAUUAUACAGGAAUCAGAUGCAUCGCAUGUUCCAGUGAUGUUAGGUGAAGUGUUGGAGGUUUUCUCGUCAUCAAGGAGAAUCAGCUCUUUCAUUGACUGUACACUUGGAGCUGCUGGUCAUUCCUCUGCAAUAAUCAGGGCCCAUCCAGAGUUGAAACUUUAUAUUGGAAUGGAUGUCGAUCCUUUGGCGCAUGAAAAGGCUCGAACUCACAUCGAUUCCCUCUUGGAUGCUCAUUCUGAUUUGAAAGCACAUAUCUUUCUGAAAAAUUUUAGACAUAUCAAAUCUGUGCUUAGCAAGGUUGAUGAGAAUCAAGCAAACUCGGGAGUGGAUGGCAUAUUAAUGGACUUGGGAAUGUCCUCUAUGCAGGUGAACAAUCCCAAAAGAGGUUUUAGCAUGCUUGGUAAUGGGCCUCUAGACAUGAGAAUGGAUCCUCAGGCAAGUCUGAAAGCAGAGGACAUAUUAAAUUCAUGGCUAGACACCGAAGUGGGUCGAGUCCUGCGAGAAUAUGGGGAAGAAAGCAACUGGCGUUUGCUUCAAAAAAGGAUUGUUCAAGCUCGUCUUCAUGGUGGAUUGCAUUCCACCAGUGAACUGGUAGAUCUUAUCCGGAAUGUGACUCCACGGACUAGAGGAGGUAGACAAGGUUGGAUAAAGACAGCAACACGGGUGUUUCAAGCUCUAAGAAUUGCCGUGAACGAUGAACUAAAGACACUGGAAAAUUCCCUCUAUGCUUCUUUUGAUUGUCUUGCUCCUGGGGGUAGGCUUGCUGUCAUUUCCUUCCACAGUUUGGAGGACAGAAUUGUGAAACAAACUUUUCUCAACAUCAUUGACUGCAAUAAAGAAGAUGAUGAAGAGGGGAAUGGAGACGAGAGAAGAAGAAGAGAUCUGAAACAGAUCAGAAAUGAUAGUGAUGUAAAUGAGAUGUGGAUUAAACAAAUGAUACAAGGUUGGAAUGGAACAAUUCUCACAAAGAGACCUAUAACACCAUCUGAAGAAGAGGAAAGAUUGAAUCGCCGCAGCAGGAGUGCUAAGCUCAGGGUGAUUCAAAAGGCUUGAAAAUACAUGACCAAUUCGUCGCGGGAAAACCAAUAUGUAAUCUGUAUUAAGCUAUAUGUAUGUUGUUCCACCCUCAUCAAUUCAUCAUUCUUGAAUCUUCAUUGUAGGUUACAUGCUUUUACCAUAAUCUUUUGGAAUCCUUU
This is a messenger RNA of Pistacia vera, 1674 nucleotides long. RefSeq names its product ribosomal RNA small subunit methyltransferase H-like. The record is from RefSeq and is a predicted model, not a curated record. Gene Ontology annotation, biological process: rRNA base methylation. The transcript is spliced from 8 exons. Gene Ontology annotation, molecular function: rRNA (cytosine-N4-)-methyltransferase activity. NCBI's taxonomy places the organism in Eukaryota, Viridiplantae, Streptophyta, Magnoliopsida, Sapindales, Anacardiaceae. The coding region runs from base 56 to 1531 and encodes 491 amino acids.